Molecule: messenger RNA, 2482 nt
Organism: Lingula anatina
Lineage: Eukaryota; Metazoa; Brachiopoda; Lingulata; Lingulida; Lingulidae
Product: digestive cysteine proteinase 1-like
Biological process (GO): proteolysis
Molecular function (GO): cysteine-type peptidase activity
Source: RefSeq, a predicted model, not a curated record
AAAAAUAAUAAGUCCUUCCCACAGCGCGCGGAUUUGACCCCUGGUGACCUACAUUCGCCAAAGAGAAAACAUGGCGUGGAGGAUUGCCUAUCUCGUUUUUGCAGGUUUUCUGGGCACCUGUUUAGGUGCUGCCCCAACCAAGCCUAGCAUUGCCAAAGCGUAUCAGGUCGGUGGGAUGCUUCAGCUUCCUUAUGCUGAAAUCAAGGAGCCAUUUUAUGCCUACUAUGAUGGCCAUAACAAUAGAACUAGAAUUGACUAUUAUUCAGGCAUGUCUAAGAUGUAUCAAAGAGGUGAUCUGAAGAAAUCCUACUCUGUAGUGUUCACUAGUUACAGUGAUGACAAGCUCAACCAGCUCACUUGCUUUGAAUCAGGUGGAAUGCCACAGUUGCAGAGUGUAUUCCCAGACUUGACCAACUUUACACUGUAUGCCAAGGGACAGCCCCACCCCACAGGUGCAAACAUCACUGUAGAUGCCUGGAGGUUUGUGAUGACAGUUGGCAAGAAAAAGAACACAUACACAUUCUACGUGGAUUCUAAAAAGCAGAUUCCUGUGCGCUAUGAGAUGUUUGGCUAUGACACUUUGAUGGGCUCCCAUUACGACAAGUACUACAUUGAUUAUCAUGGUUAUCUAGAGUACACCAACACAUCUCUCAAUGUCUCAGUUUUUCAACCAACAGUAAAGAACUGUUCUGUUGGAUAUACCCAGACCAAGAAUUCAGAAAAGAGAAUCCUUAUGAACCCCAUGAGGGAAUACGUACAUCAUGAUGACCUCCACAUCCAUGAAAUGUUUGAAGAUUUUAAGAAAACUUACCAGCGAAACUUCAUGACUAUAAAAGAGCAUGAGACCCGUAAAUUUAAUUUCAGGCACAACGUAAGAUUUAUUCACUCCAAGAACCGAGCUGGACUGAGUUACAAAGUUGCAGUGAACCAUCUUGCUGACAGGAGCCCAUGGGAGAUGAAGAAAAUGAGAGGACGUCUGUACAAACCAGGAUACAAUGGGGGGCUGCCCUUCAACAAGAAGAUGUAUGAAAGUAUUAAACUACCAAGCCAGGUGGACUGGAGAAACUAUGGUGCUGUGACCCCAGUAAAAGACCAGGCUGUAUGUGGAUCUUGUUGGAGUUUUGGUACAACUGGCACACUUGAAGGGACUUAUUUCUUAAUGACUGGAAAGCUUCUAAAACUAUCCCAACAGGAGUUAAUAGACUGUUCUUGGGGUGAAGGUAACAUGGGUUGUGAUGGAGGAGAUGAUUUUCUGGCUUACCAGUGGAUACGGAAACAUGGUGGACUGACCACAGAGGAGAUCUAUGGGUCAUAUAUGGCAGUGGAUGGUAAAUGUCAUUGGAAGACAAAUGGCACAAGGGUGCAAAUCAAGGUCUGGUAUAAUGUCACAUCAGGUGAUUCAGAUGCUCUCAAGAUGGCUCUUGCAAAGCAUGGACCCAUCUCAGUGGCAAUCGAUGCCUCCCACAAAAGCUUCAGUUUUUACUCAAAUGGAGUUUAUUAUGAACCUAAAUGUGGUAAUGCACCAGAGCAGCUUGAUCAUGCAGUUCUUGCAGUAGGCUAUGGAACCAUGAAUGGAAAAGCUUACUGGCUGGUCAAGAACUCUUGGUCCACCUACUGGGGAAAUGAUGGCUAUGUUUUGAUGGCACAGAAAGACAACAAUUGUGGUGUAGAAACUGAUCCAACCUUUGUAACAAUGUGAUAAGUAAAAUUGUAAUUUUAUGAUCAUGUGAGUGCAUGGUUUAUAAGCAUAAUAAGGUUUACCCAAGAAUGUACACUUUUGUUUUCAAAAUUUUUGAAUUUAUCAUGGAACAGCUGUUUACUUAUUUUUAUGAAAUGAUAAAAUGCGUUUGUUUUGGUCAUUACUUUACUUUUCAUUUGUUCUUUAUUGGAUGGGGAUUGGCUAUUGAUGAUUACAAGUAUGUGUGCAAACUGUAGCACUGCUGUAACAGAAAUGCUUGAAAUAGAAACAUGAUAUCAUUGUACUGUAUUGACAGACUCAUUCAAGAUGUACAUGCUUGUAAGUCUUACUAAUCUUGUACACCUGAAUAUUUAUUAAGUUUGAGCAAGUAUCAAGAUAUGUAAUACUGUAUUUAGUGUAAACUUGUGCAUUUCUUUAUUUAUUUUUUUCUCAAAUUUAAAUGUUUUCCUAAAAAAAAAAAAAAAAAUGUACUACACUACUUUGAGGGGAAAAAGAGAAUUUUGAUACAACCAGGUUUAUGUAUUAAACUAGGUUUUGACUGGUGUUAUUUUUUGUUCCGUGGAGACUAAAUUAUUGUUCAAGAUAUUUUUUGUUUGUUUGUUUGAGAGAGAGAAAGAGCUUUUUUGUGUAUUUUGAUGGAAUUUGGAAGUUACUAGUUGUCUACAAAGUAGUGUGCUGAAAAUUGCUCAUUAAAUGAUGAAAGUGCUGCUUCAACAUUGUCUGACCUCCUGUUCAAGAUAAGCAAGGGGAUGUAUCUCUCAAAAAAAUAUAAAAUAAAAGAAU